This is a messenger RNA of Plasmodium gallinaceum, 234 nucleotides long. Its product is annotated as surface-associated interspersed protein (SURFIN), fragment. The transcript has a single exon. Lineage: Eukaryota; Apicomplexa; Aconoidasida; Haemosporida; Plasmodiidae. The record is from RefSeq and is a predicted model, not a curated record. Bases 1 to 234 code for a protein of 77 amino acids.
AUGGAGGAUAUAAAAAAAAAUAAAGAUAGAAUUGAAAAUCUUAUGUUAAAGAAUCAACAAAUUAUAUGGAAGAAGCACAGGAAAGAUAUGCGAAAUAAGUGGAUAGAAAAUAGCAAUGGCGAAGAAUGGUUUAAAAAAUUGAUUAUCGAAAAUAAAAAUAUAGAAGAAGGAUAUAAGGAUAUAAUAGAUAUAAAAAACAUAGAAAAGAAAAAAAGAAGUGAAAUAAAUGGAUAA